Hyla sarda is the source of this 2004-nucleotide messenger RNA. It is a transcript of the gene CDK4, whose product is annotated as cyclin dependent kinase 4. Bases 175 to 1134 code for a protein of 319 amino acids. Gene Ontology annotation, biological process: regulation of G2/M transition of mitotic cell cycle; G1/S transition of mitotic cell cycle; protein phosphorylation. The record is from RefSeq and is a predicted model, not a curated record. Gene Ontology annotation, molecular function: ATP binding; cyclin binding; cyclin-dependent protein serine/threonine kinase activity. Gene Ontology annotation, cellular component: nucleus; cyclin-dependent protein kinase holoenzyme complex; cytoplasm. NCBI's taxonomy places the organism in Eukaryota, Metazoa, Chordata, Amphibia, Anura, Hylidae. The transcript has 8 exons.
CCAAAAUGAUGCAGGUUUAUACUGUUCAUUUUCAGUUUAUCGUUAAAGUUGGUGUUAUAACAUGUCGGAACAGCCAGAGGGACGCAGCUACAGCCAGUGUGGUAACUAGAGCCAGGGAGGCAGCUAUGUGCAACAAAGGAGGAGAACUAGAAAAUAAGUCACGUGCUCAGGAAUAUGGCUAAAGAGAUCCGAGGGCAGUAUGAACCUGUUGCCGAAAUUGGCGUUGGAGCCUAUGGAACUGUGUAUAAGGCGCGGGAUUUACAGAGCGGGAAGUUUGUGGCCCUUAAAAACGUGCGGGUACAGACCAAUGAAAAUGGGCUUCCCCUGUCUACAGUCAGGGAAGUAGCGCUGCUGAAACGCCUUGAACACUUCGAUCAUCCAAAUAUUGUAAAGCUGAUGGAUGUUUGCGCCUCUGCACGUACAGACAGAGAAACAAAAGUUACUUUAGUUUUUGAGCAUGUGGAUCAAGACCUAAAGACUUAUUUAAAUAAAGUUCCUCCUCCUGGCUUGCCACUCGAAACUAUUAAGAACCUAAUGAGACAGUUUCUCUCUGGCUUAGAGUUCCUACAUUUGAACUGCAUUGUGCACCGUGACCUGAAGCCAGAAAAUAUCCUGGUCACCAGCUGUGGACAGGUGAAACUAGCUGACUUUGGCCUUGCACGGAUAUACAGCUGCCAAAUGGCCCUUACCCCUGUGGUGGUAACUCUGUGGUAUCGAGCUCCUGAGGUGCUACUUCAGUCCACAUAUGCUACACCAGUAGACAUUUGGAGCGUAGGAUGCAUAUUUGCAGAGAUGUUCAGGCGGAAGCCUCUCUUUUGUGGGAAUUCAGAAGCUGACCAGCUGUGCAAGAUUUUUGAUAUGAUUGGACUCCCCUCUGAAGAGGAAUGGCCAGAAGAUGUCACUUUGCCACGCUCGGCCUUCUCACCACGGAGUCAGCAGCCAAUAGAGAAGUUUGUUCCUGAAAUUGAUGCGAUGGGGGCUCAGCUUCUGCUGGAAAUGUUAACAUUUAACCCCCUGAGACGCAUAUCUGCAUCACAUGCUCUACAUCACGCCUUCUUCUCCGAGGAAAUCGAGGCCUGCGCCACACCGGAACCAUUCCCACACGCACGAGCCACAGCAGACGAAGUGAAAUGAAUGCUGGACACGUCUGCUUCUUACUUUUUAGAUUAUGAAUAGAAAAUUGUUGAUUUAUGAUCAUGACACUAAACAAGCCUUGUUCUGUGCAAUACAUCCGCCAUUGAAAGGUUUUUCAGAUGAAAGGUGAGCUAGUGACUGACAUUGUUCAAUGCACUGACUGGCGCUGUGCCGUCAUAUAUAUAUUAAGCUGUUUUAUGGCACCAAUGCCAUGUUUUCUCCAGAUCAAUAAGUUAGGCCAUGACAAUGUGCCCAGUUUGAGUCACAGAUUAAAAAACAAACUUUUAUACAUGUUGAAAACCUUUUACAAUAGUCUUUUCUAGACCUUUUCCAGAUUUUUUUCAUCUUUUUAAGCAAUAGUUUUCUAACGUGAACUAAAGACUGAAUUGCAGCAGCAGCUCUGGUUACAGAGGGACCAGAUGGGAGAUUGGAUGAACGAUCACUGGCUUUGGGACCCCUUGGCCUUCCAGCUGUUGCACUAAUCUCCUGCCAGGGGCUAUCGGGGCAGGCUGGAACUUGUAGUUUCACAACAGUGAAGUGUACACGUUGCCUACUUCUUUGGCUCAUGUUCUACUAUUAAAGACUUUUAAUGUUCACGUGUUUCUAUAAACUGUUAGGUAAACUGGUUUCUAUGUGUAUGCGGCUAGAACGUGCCCCAAUGUGGAUUUUACCUGUGGCAUAUUUCAGAAGUCAUUUGAUACAUUGUAUGUAAUGAAAUGUUUUUUUUAUGCAGAUAGUAGCAGAACUUGUUAGAACUGCAACAUCACAAUAUAAAUAUGAUGGGAAAAAAGCAAUACAGCUGAAUAGGUAAACCAGUGUUUCUCAUCCAGGGUGCCUCCAGCUGUGGCAAAACUACAACUCUCAGCAUGC